Messenger RNA from Dryobates pubescens (Downy woodpecker), 941 nucleotides. RefSeq names its product RAB1A, member RAS oncogene family (gene RAB1A). The record is from RefSeq and is a predicted model, not a curated record. Bases 223 to 840 code for a protein of 205 amino acids. Gene Ontology annotation, molecular function: GTPase activity; GTP binding. NCBI's taxonomy places the organism in Eukaryota, Metazoa, Chordata, Aves, Piciformes, Picidae. The transcript has 6 exons.
UGGGCUCUGGCAGCCAUUUUGGGCUGAGGAGAGCGAGUGCGGAGGCCGUGGAGCAGGCAGGGCGCCGGCUGAGGGGCAGGCCGAGCCGAGCGCCGGGCGAAGGCGGCAGCUGUUGGACGCUUGCAUCUGCGGAGCGCCCGCUUCGGCGGCGGGAGGAGCCAGGCCGCGACCGCCCCCCCUCAGAGCGCACUCGUCGUCCCUCGGGCCGCGGGCCCCACGGACAUGUCCAGCAUGAAUCCCGAAUAUGACUAUUUAUUCAAGCUACUUCUGAUUGGAGACUCCGGUGUCGGGAAAUCUUGCCUUCUACUUAGGUUUGCAGAUGACACGUACACAGAAAGUUACAUCAGCACGAUUGGUGUGGACUUCAAAAUCAGAACUAUAGAACUAGAUGGGAAAACAAUCAAGCUUCAGAUAUGGGACACGGCAGGGCAGGAGAGGUUUCGAACCAUCACUUCCAGUUACUAUAGGGGUGCUCAUGGCAUCAUCGUGGUGUAUGAUGUUACAGACCAGGAGUCUUUCAACAACGUGAAGCAGUGGCUGCAGGAGAUAGACCGUUACGCCAGUGAGAACGUCAACAAGUUGUUGGUGGGGAACAAAUGUGAUCUGACCACAAAGAAAGUAGUAGACUAUACAACAGCAAAGGAAUUUGCAGAUUCCCUUGGAAUUCCCUUUUUGGAAACCAGUGCAAAGAAUGCUACAAAUGUAGAACAGUCUUUCAUGACCAUGGCUGCUGAGAUCAAAAAGCGAAUGGGGCCGGGAGCGACGGCUGGCGGUGCCGAGAAGUCCAACGUGAAAAUUCAGAGCACUCCAGUCAAGCAGUCCAGCGGAGGUUGCUGCUAAAACUUGCCUCCCUCCCUUCCUCCUCCUCUUCCUCCUCUCCCCCUUUUGUCUCACAACAAUUAAUUUGCAAUCUGAAAACCCAAGUGAAAACAAAAAAACAA